AUGCACUCCAUCGAGCGGGGAGUCGCCUUGAAAGCUUCGUGCAAUUUCCAGGGCGGAGGCCCGUCCGUGCUCAUCAACGCGCACCCUGCGUGCAUGCAGCUGCCGCAGGACUGCCCCAUUGUCAUCGCCCAGGGAGACAAGGACGAGGUGUACGCGGUGCAGCGGGAGACCGCCGAGGCUCUGAUCUCCACGGGCUCGCAGGACAAGACGUUCCUCCUCUGGAUCGGCAGCAGCGGCCUGCUGCCACAGGCCGGCCAGGACCCGAGGCGCCCCGCGAGGUGCCCGACGCGGCUGCCGGACGAGGACGAUUCGAGCUCAUCUUCAGGCUCCUCGUCGUCCGACGGCGAGGGUGACCGGCAGGGCCGGGUGGACCGCCUGGCCUCCGCGAGCCGCACGGGCGUGCUGCUCGAGGUGAUGCUGCCGAGGCAGCAGGAGCGCAAGCCUGUGCUGAAGAGCGCCCUGACGGAGGACUGGGAGGGGACCGAGGACCAGUUCACGCCGCAAACAGUCUUGCUGCACGUCUACGACCUGGACGAGUACCAGGAGGCCAACCAACUGCUGAGCUUUGCCGUGGACGAGCCCUUUGGUACGUUGCCAGCCGCAGGCAUCUGCGGCCACGUGGAGUCCGCCAUGUCAUCGGCGACGGAGAAGUGCAGAGCCAACAGUGCGGCCAAGAAUCGGCGCAAGCAAGACAGGAUGGACGGCAGAUUGCGAGAAUUUGCUGCCAUUGGGAGACCACAAGGGAUCGGCAACAGGUUGAAGAAGCAGCCGCCGACUUGCGCGAAGAACAACGAGGGGGCGGAAAUCUUGGACUGA
Messenger RNA from Prorocentrum cordatum, 816 nucleotides. The record is from the annotation of a GenBank genome assembly. Lineage: Eukaryota; Dinophyceae; Prorocentrales; Prorocentraceae.